AUGCAGAACGAUCGCAUCGCGACGAUUCAGCCGAAGAAAGAAAGCUGUGACUCAUUCAAGAAAUAUUGUGAACAGUUUUUCAAGAAAACGGUGUUUUCGCUGCCUUGUCGUUCCUGGUACAAGCGAGGCACUGAGAAUGGUCCCGUCACUGCUCUCUGGCCUGGAUCAUCUAUCCACUUUGUGAAGGUCUUGGAGAAGCCCCGCUUCGAGGAUUAUGACUACACGUAUCUUGGUGGAAAUGACAUGGGGUGGAUCGUUCUCAAGGUAUACAUUGCCCACAUGAUGUCCCAGAACGCCGCGCUCGCGAAUACCGCUAUUACUCUGAUCGACAGUUGA
This is a messenger RNA of Aspergillus bombycis, 336 nucleotides long. RefSeq names its product flavin-binding monooxygenase. The coding region runs from base 1 to 336 and encodes 111 amino acids. The record is from RefSeq and is a predicted model, not a curated record. NCBI's taxonomy places the organism in Eukaryota, Fungi, Ascomycota, Eurotiomycetes, Eurotiales, Aspergillaceae. The transcript is spliced from 2 exons.